CAGGUUGGCAGAGCUGCAGGCUGCUCCGCUGAAGUCCAGCCGGUGUUGUGAGCGACUUCGUGCCGCGCCCUUUCUGCGCCUCGGCGGAGCUCCGCGCGCAGGUAGCGACUGAUCAAAGUACCGGAAGUGAGAGUGCAAGCGCCAGAGCAGGUGACGGAGCCUGAAGUCCACCGCGCUGCUGAACUUUCUGGGACGCAGAAAAAAGAAAGAAAGAGGCUUCCAAGUGAGCGUCGUCCACCACCACCCUGUGGAGGGAAAACAAUCCCGUUUGGUUGUUUUCUUGUUUGUUUUUGUUCGACGAGCGCAGGUGAUCUCGGGAGACAAACUAACGACUCGGUCUGUUCUGGAAAAACUCGUCGGACAAGCUCAGACAUAAAAAGAAAGACUGACGUGGAUUCGUUGCUGCAUACAAACAAUUCAGUGACCGUUUCGGACUUUAAAUUGAAUCUCCUGCUCUUACCUUUCCACCAUGACGUGUGAAUCUCCAACCCACUGAAGAGGAAGGAUCUGAAUGCCACCCUAGUCCUACACUUCAGCUUCCUGUCAGCAAAGCUUCCAUCCCCUUCAGAUCUCCUCUGAUAAGACGUUUAACUCUGGUCUCAGCAUGGGUACAAACACUCCAGACCAACACGGAUGCUACUACAACUACUCAGUCAAGUUUUUUUAUGACGAGCGUAACAAGACCAUCAGUGACUACUGGCGCACUCGUGACUAUGUGGUGGUCAGCUUGGGAUUGACUGUUUGCUUUGUAGUAAUUCUUUCUAACCUUUUGGUUAUCGUGGCCAUUUUUAAAAACCGACGCUUUCACUUUCCCAUCUACUACCUGCUGGGAAACCUGGCUUUGGCAGACUUUUUCGCAGGUGUUUCCUACCUCCAUUUGAUGUUUCACACUGGUCCCUGGACCAUUAAACUGUCUAUAAACCAGUGGUUUGUGCGGCAGACACUGGUCGACACCAGCCUCACAGCUUCGGUCCUGAACCUGCUGGCGGUGGCCGUUGAGCGUCACCAAACCAUCUUCAGCAUGCAGCUGCACAGUAAGAUGAGCAAAAGGCGGGUUUUCGUCAUCAUACUCUUCAUCUGGCUGGUGGCAAUCAUCAUGGGCCUGAUUCCCAGCAUGGGCUGGAACUGCCUGUGUGACCUGGAUGUGUGCUCUACAAUGGCGCCACUGUACAGCCGCAGCUACCUGGUGUUCUGGGCUGUUCUCAACUUGCUGACCUUCUCCAUAAUGGUGGGCGUCUACACCCGAAUCUUCCUCUAUGUGAGGCGCAAGAGCAGGCAGAUGUCGCAGCACACGAGCCAGUUCAAACACAAGGAGACCGUGCUGAAUCUGAUGAAGACCGUUUCAAUGAUCCUAGGCUUGUUUGUGAUCUGCUGGACACCCGGCCUCGUUUUGCUGCUGCUCGACGGUCUGGACUGUACCAAAUGCAACGUGCUGGUCUACGAGAAAUACGUCCUGGUGCUGGCCGAGUGCAACUCGUUGGUCAACCCAAUCAUCUACAGCUUCAGAGACAGCGACAUGCGGAGGACCUUCAAGGAGAUUUUGUGCUUCCUGUGCAAGCGGAACAGCAAGCGGAACGGCAUGUCCGAAGCUUACUUUACCACCAUGGAGCAAGAGAAGACGAAUCUCCGCACAGUCCGGAGGCGAGGGGACACCAACGGGGUUCCUCUGAUACGUCAAGGCACAGACGACAACCCUGACCCUCCAGAACACUGA
This is a messenger RNA of Nematolebias whitei (Rio pearlfish), 1714 nucleotides long. It is a transcript of the gene lpar2b, whose product is annotated as lysophosphatidic acid receptor 2b. Gene Ontology annotation, biological process: G protein-coupled receptor signaling pathway. The record is from RefSeq and is a predicted model, not a curated record. Gene Ontology annotation, cellular component: membrane. The transcript is spliced from 5 exons. Gene Ontology annotation, molecular function: lysophosphatidic acid receptor activity. Lineage: Eukaryota; Metazoa; Chordata; Actinopteri; Cyprinodontiformes; Rivulidae. The coding region runs from base 605 to 1714 and encodes 369 amino acids.